Nezara viridula (southern green stink bug) is the source of this 2578-nucleotide messenger RNA. The record is from the annotation of a GenBank genome assembly. NCBI's taxonomy places the organism in Eukaryota, Metazoa, Arthropoda, Insecta, Hemiptera, Pentatomidae.
GUGAUGCCGUUAGUGUGAAAUACUGUGCAUGGGAUUCUCGUGUGUCCUGAGGCGAGUUUUUGUGUAGUGAACCGGUCUGGUAAAAAUGACUAAAGAUAGGUUAGCAGCGCUUAAAGCAGCGCAGAGUGAUGAUGAUGAUGUUCCAGAUGAAGUGGCUGUCAAUGUCGAAGGACGUGAUGGUUUCAUGGAUGAAUUUUUUGCCGAGGUUGAAGAGAUACGGGAGAUGAUAGAUCGCAUUCAAUCUAAUGUGGAAGAGGUGAAAAAGAAACACAGUGCUAUACUGAGUGCCCCACAAACUGAUGAAAAGGUGAAGCAGGAGCUGGAGGACCUGAUGGCUGAUAUCAAGAGAGCCGCUAAUAAAGUCCGUGCCAAACUGAAAGUGAUUGAACAAAACAUAGAGCAAGAGGAGCACACCAACAAGUCCUCAGCAGACCUAAGGAUAAGAAAAACUCAGCAUUCAACACUUUCAAGAAAGUUUGUCGAGGUGAUGACCGAAUAUAAUCGGACCCAGACUGAUUAUAGGGAGCGGUGUAAGGGCAGGAUACAAAGGCAGUUGGAGAUUACGGGCAGAACUACAACUAAUGAAGAACUUGAAGAAAUGUUGGAACAAGGGAACCCAGCUGUUUUCACUCAAGGAAUCAUAAUGGAAACCCAACAAGCCAAGCAAACCCUAGCAGAUAUUGAAGCAAGGCAUGCUGAUAUCAUAAAGUUAGAAAAUUCUAUUCGAGAACUCCAUGAUAUGUUUAUGGACAUGGCUAUGCUUGUUGAGAGCCAGGGUGAACUCAUCGAUACUAUACAAUACAACGUAGAAAAUUCAGUUGAUGCAGUUUUAGAAGGGAAAGGAGAGCUGAUAUUGGCUGAAGAUUACCAGAAAAAAGCCCGGCAGAAAAAAAUUUACAUCAUCAUCUGCCUGAUAGUAUUUUUAUUGAUAUUAACCAUUUUGCUUUUUGUGUUUAUAUUAUGAACACAAGAAGAUAUUAAGCCUGUAGAGUAAAAAAUCGCAAAGCUCCGUAUAUGUUUAUAUGUCGAUUAUAUACUCACAAAGUUGGAAGCGAAAUAGCAAGUGAUCGAUUGAGACCAAUUUGAUGACUAUAUGAGGAAGUAAUAUCACAACUUAUCUAACAAAAAAUAAAUUAUUUGCUACAAUCUUUUAGAAUUGUAUCGUACCAAUAGGGUUUAGAAAAAAGUAUUGCUAUUUACCCUUUCAAGAUUUGGCAGAGACAAUAAAAUAGUGUUUUAAGGUCUUCAAAGAACAUAUCUUUGUUCUAUGGUUAUCUAUUUAUAAUUUAAGUAAUUUAGGUUAUGAGAGUAUAAGUAUCCACAAAUAUUUCUCUACUGAAAGUAUUGUCAAUUGCAGAACUGUUAUAGUAAGGAAUACCUGUAAGGUUAAAUUAUUUCCAUUUGAUAAAAAUUGCAGCACUAUGUAUAUAUAUGUGUGUAUAUAUAUAUGUGUGUAAGCAUUUUUAUGAAGUUCUAUGGUAUUUAUAAAUAUUAAUAAAAUUAAAAUAUGGUCGUUCAGAAGUCCAUAAUUUCUUGGAAUCUUUAUUAUUAGAAAAAGUGCAUAGUCUAUAUAAAUUACAUCUCCCCUUAAAUUAGCAUCAAAUAGAUUUUUUCUUCUUUUUUUUUUAAAUUACUGUUGUUUCUACCUUAAAAUAUGUUGGAUUAAGAAGGUGCUCGGCAGCAUUAAAUACCAAAGUUACUGCCAUUAUUAUAAAAAGAUAUAUAUUGAUAUUUUGUAUAAUAUUGUCAAAGUUUGCCCUGUGUAUAACUUAUAUUAUGUAAAUUAUAUGGAUGUAUAUACAAACUUUAUUAUUAUCAUAUAGUGAGCUCUUAGGCAUGCACUGAUAGAUUUUUAGUUUUAAGGUAUCAUUAAUAAACACAUUGUUCUAAGAGCUUGCUUUGUAUAAACUUUUAGUUUUAGACUUUUUUAAGAUGUAUUUAUUAAAGUCCAAGUCCAUUUAAUAAAGAUCUUUAUAAAUAUAUGUAUUUAUUCAGUAAACAACUAUUGUUAUUGAUAUUGUUAAAUUAGUUUAAAUAUUUUACAGUAUUUUGUUGUUUCCCAUUAAUAUUGUAAUUUAAAAGAAGAAAAUAAUUGAUUAAAUGUUUGUCACAUAUUGUGACCUCGUUGGAGAUAUCGAACAAAGCAUUAUUGUAUUAAUACAUAACACUUUUUUUUGGAUGGUUACCAAAUAGUAUCUGCUCUUUUAGUUAAUUAUUUUCAAUAAAUCAAUUAAUGCUACUGGUAACCUUUUAAAGCUUUAAAGGAGAAGUAACUGUGGAUAAAAUAUUAAUUCAAGUAUAGUAACUUUGAAACCAUGAGCAAAUAGUGCAACAGUGGUUUCUCUGAGCCUAGUCACUAACUAUGAUUUCAUGGAACUGUUCUCAUUCCACUUUUAAUGCACUUAAUUUGUACAGGGUGCCUUGAGAUUCAAUUGCUUAAAAUAAACAUUUUUUAAGAAAAAAUACAUUGUUAAGUAUUUUAUAUUCAUGAAAUAGUUUACAAAUCCUUGUCUCUCUUAAUUUGUUACAAAAUUAAUAAAAUUAGCUUCUAUAUUAUUUUUAUUUUUGAGGAAUAUUC